Messenger RNA from Mesocricetus auratus (golden hamster), 1432 nucleotides. RefSeq names its product transmembrane serine protease 12 (gene Tmprss12). Bases 139 to 1134 code for a protein of 331 amino acids. The record is from RefSeq and is a predicted model, not a curated record. Gene Ontology annotation, molecular function: serine-type endopeptidase activity. Gene Ontology annotation, biological process: proteolysis; acrosome reaction. NCBI's taxonomy places the organism in Eukaryota, Metazoa, Chordata, Mammalia, Rodentia, Cricetidae. The transcript has 5 exons.
ACAGGGCCCGGGGAUCACCUUGCCAACUCUGCAGAGCCAGGCGGUGGUGUGUGGGGGAAACGACCAGCAGGCACUGCGCGUGCGUGGGCCUCAGGGGCCAUCGCCAUCUCGGCCGCCAUCUUGGGGCCUGUGGGCACCAUGGGGUCGUGGGCACUGAGAGCCGCGCUGCUGUGUCUGGGCGGUCCUCUUGUGUGCUCCCUCCCAGCGCAGAGACAGGCCACCACACAAGGGCUGGAGGCCAGGACCCCGGAAGAGGAACAGCCUGUCACGAAGGAUUGUGGAAUAGCACCACUUAAGGGUGUAAUGGAAGGGUCUCGGAUUAUAGGAGGCACACCAGCAUCCACUGGUGCCUGGCCAUGGCUCGUUAGCCUGCAGAUUCAAGAUGGUGAUUUUCUUGUGCAUAUCUGUGGUGGUGCCUUAGUGAGAGACAGGUGGGUCCUCACGGCCGCCCACUGCACUAAAGAGGCAAGUGACCCUUUCAAGUGGAGAGCAGUGAUCGGAGCCAAUGACCUCUCCCGGAGGCACACCCACAUCAGGAAUAUACGGGUAGUAGGCAUCGUCAUUCAGCCAGACUUCAUUCUGGAAACUUUCGUAAAUGAUAUCGCACUGUUCCGUUUAAAGAAAGCCGUGAGGUAUAAUGACUAUAUUCAGCCUAUUUGUCUACCUUUUGGUGUUUUCCAAAAACUGGACCAAAACACAACGUGUUUUGUAAGUGGCUGGGGAAGAACCAAAGAAGAAGGCAAUGGUACAAACAUCCUACAAGAAGCGAAAGUGCACUUCAUUUCUCGAGAGAUCUGUAACUCUGAACGGAGCUAUGGAGGAGUGGUUCCUAACACUUCAUUCUGUGCAGGUCAUGAAAAUGGGACCUAUGACACGUGCAGGGGUGACAGCGGUGGACCACUCAUGUGCUAUUUACCAGAACACAAACGAUACUUUGUGAUGGGAAUCACCAGUUACGGACAUGGCUGUGGGCGGAGACAUUUCCCCGGCGUCUACAGUAGUCCGUCCUUCUUCCAGCAGUGGCUCACCGAUUAUCUGUCACAGGGAAGUACUAUUCGAGUGUUUAAUGUGGACAUGGUGCGGCGUCAGGUCCUUACGGUCCUAGGCGCCAUCAUCCUUCUAGGAGUUACAUAAAGAGACACUGAAGGCUGCGCCUGUCAUUCUGUCCCUUGCUGUGUUCAGCACAAAAAGAUGGUUCUUUUCAUCUCUCUUUAGGGGUCUCAUGUCAACAUUGUUUUUUUGAACAAAAAGGAUUGUGACAGAUACAGUUGUGAAUUUCAGCACCAAAUCACAUACAGACUUCCUAGAACCUGAUUGUUUUGUUGUUAAAUCACAAUUCUGUAUUUGGAAUACUCUCCUAGAGUUUGUAUGAAUUAUUCAGUUCACUGUGUGCUUUAUGUGUAUAAAUGCCAAUAAACAGUUCACAAUUUAA